Exophiala oligosperma is the source of this 1155-nucleotide messenger RNA. RefSeq lists its product as uncharacterized. The record is from RefSeq and is a predicted model, not a curated record. NCBI's taxonomy places the organism in Eukaryota, Fungi, Ascomycota, Eurotiomycetes, Chaetothyriales, Herpotrichiellaceae. The transcript has a single exon. Bases 168 to 1037 code for a protein of 289 amino acids.
UCCCAACUAACUUCUCGAAAUUUACUGGUUUCGAGAGCGAUAAUAUAAUCCAGUCUUAUAUAUGUAGUAUCUGUCAAUGUUACCUAGGCCUCCUGCUUCCGUAGGCUGGACACAGAUUACUUGAUCAACAAUUUCCUGCUUGAUACAGACACCUCCAGAACGACAAUAUGGGCCUGAGAGCUUUGGUGGUGGGAGGAACAAGUGGCAUUGGCUAUGGCAUGGCUUGUCGCCUCGCCGCUGACACCUUGUCGCCGUCAGUCAUCAUCAGCGGUCGCACCAAACCCACCACCAUGCCGCACAGCAACAUGGAAUUCCGACCCCUGGACGCUUCGUCCAUGCGCCAGAUCAAACAAUACACCGACACAUUCAAGUCGGCGGCGGAGCCGAAACUUGACUUUCUGGUCAUGACCCAAGGAAUCAUGACGACCGCAGGGAGGACAGAGACACCGGAUGGAAUCGAUCGCAAGAUGGCCCUGCACUACUAUGGGAAACAGCUGCUGAUACGCGAACUUCUGCCCGUCCUGAAAAACGAUGCCAAGGUCGUCAUCGUCUUAGACGGCAAGACAGGCGAUCCGAGCAAGUUGGAUUGGGAAGACCUGGAUCUCAAGAAACACUACUCUCUCGCCAAGGCGGCGAAUCAUUGCAUUGUAAUGAACGAUGUCAUGGUUCAGUAUCAUGCUGCACAGCAGCAGAAACUUCAUGGAAACGAUGCUGGGAGGCGGCACUUUGUGCACGCCUAUCCUGGUGGUGUUGAAACGGGCCUCUUCAGAGAACUCCCCUGGUAUCUGCAGCCCUUGAUGAAACUGGCUUUCAAAAUUGUUGCAGUGACCCCUGAUGUGUGUGCGGAAAGGUUGCUGAGUGGAGUGGCUCGAUGUGCGGCAGCCUCGGGAGAGAAUAAUGAAGGCAUAUUUUGGAGCAAUAUUGAUAAUAGGGGACGGUCAAUAGGAAACAAGACAAUCUUCAGCGAGGAACAAAUGACCAAGGUAGCCAAUCACACAUGGCACCUUGUCGAUGAAGCUAUUGGAAAGAGUCCGUAAAUCAGCCCAAAGGACAGGCAGCGGUCCUCGAGUCUAGGGGCUGUAGCAGAAGUUGUCGCUCCAACGAGAAUUUGAUGUGUUGGAUGGGAAAAGCUCAUAAGCAAGCAGCCAUAAACGG